Adineta steineri is the source of this 3585-nucleotide messenger RNA. NCBI's taxonomy places the organism in Eukaryota, Metazoa, Rotifera, Eurotatoria, Adinetida, Adinetidae. The record is from the annotation of a GenBank genome assembly.
AUGGAUAUUGUAGUUGCUUGUUCUGGUUUAAAUACGAUUGAUGUCAUGUUAGGCUUUGGAAAUGGAAGUUUCACAAUACCAUACAAAUAUUCAACUAAUAAUAAUUCAUUUCCAUUAUCGAUAGUAAUUGGUGACUUUGAUAAUGAUAAUCAUCUUGAUAUUGCUGUAGCAAACUAUCAGAAUGAAAGUGUGGGUAUAUUUUUUGGAUAUGGAAAUGGAAUUUUUACAGAUCAAAUGAUAUUCUUCAGUAUUGAUUACAAUUUUAAUCCAUAUGCCAUUGCUGCUGGUGAUUUCAAUGGUGACAAUCGAUUAGAUAUUGCUGUGGUCAAUUAUGAUUACAAUUAUGUUGAUAUCGUUCUGACAUAUCGAAAUUAUACGUUCUUAAGUCAAAAUACAUAUUCAACAGGCAUUCAAAGUAGUCCAGUUUCGGUCGCUUUUGCUGACUUUAAUAAUGAUAAGCAACUGGAUAUUGUCGUCGCUAAUUAUGGAACAAACAAUAUUGGUAUAUUUCUAAGCUAUGGUAAUGGUACUUUCUCAACUCAAAUAGCUUAUUCAACUGGAGACAAUUCUCAACCAUAUGCAGUUACUAUUGGUGAUUUUAAUAAUGAUAGACAACUAGAUAUUGUCGUUGCUAAUUAUGGAACAAAUAAUAUUGGUAUAUUUCUUGGGUAUAGUAAUGGUACUUUCUCAAGUCAAACAAUCUAUUCGACUGGCAAUGGCUCUAGGCCACGUGAUGUUGCUGCUGGUGAUUUUGAUAAUGACGGACAACUGGAUAUUGCCGUUGCCAACUUUUAUGGUUGGAAUAUAGGUAUAUUUCUGGGAUAUGGCAAUGGGACUUUUUCCAGCCAACAAACCUAUCCAACUGGGAACUCAUCUAACGCCCAAUCUAUUGCUAUUGGUGAUUUUAAUAAUGACAGUCGAUUAGAUAUAGCCGUCGCUAAUUUUUAUGGUGACAGUAUGGGCGUAUUUCUUGGAUAUGGCAACGGUACUUUUGCGGAUCAAGUCUCUUAUUCGGUUCCACUUAGUACUCACCCAUAUGAUAUUGUUAUCGGUGAUGUGAAUAAUGAUGAUCAUCAAGAUAUAAUAGUUACUGUCGAUUACAGUCAAAGUAUUCUUAUUUUCUUUGGAUACGGUAAUGGAACAUUUGUCGAAGGAAAUACUUAUUCUACUGGUAGUGGUUCUUACCCAUACUCAAUUGCUGUUGGUGACGUAAACAAUGACAAUCAACUAGACAUCAUCGUAACUAAUUGUGGCACUAACAAUGUGGUUGUAUUUAUUGGGGAAGGUGAUGGAACGUUUCCUAAUCAAAGAACUUAUUCAACUGGUAACAAUUCUAGUCCAACUUGGAUCGUUCUUGGUGACAUUAAUAAUGAUAACAUUCUUGAUAUGGUCGUCGCCGAUAAUGGCACGAAUAUGAUAGGUACUUUUCUCGGAUCUACUUAUAUGAAUGGUAUACUUGAAGAUACAUAUUCAACUGGAUCUUCUCCACAUCCACAUGGUUUAGCUCUUGGUGAUUUCAAUCAUGAUGGUCAAUUAGAUAUCGUCAUAGCAAAUUAUGGUUUAAAUAAUGUAGGAGUGCUAUCGGGAAAUGUCAAUGAAACAUUUCCAUUACAAACAGUAUUUUCCACUGGUACCUUAUCUUUUCCAACUUCAGUUGCUGUUAAUGAUCUAAAUAAUGAUAAUGAACUAGAUAUUAUUGUAGCGAAUUCUGCAACUGAAAAUGUAGGUAUUCUUUAUGGAUAUGGAAAUGGUAGUUUUGCAAAUUUAACUAUGUAUUCAACUGGAGUUGGUUCAAUUCCACAAGCAGUAACUACUGGUGAUUUCAACAAUGAUAAGAAACUUGAUAUUGCUGUUAUUGAUUCUGGCACUGAUAGGGUAUUAACACUUAUCAAAUACGAUGCUGGAAGUUUUCGAAAUCAAAUAACAUUUUCCACAGGUACAAAUUCUGCUCCGGCCGCAGUAGCUGUUGCUGAUUUAAACAAUGAUGGAUGGUUAGAUUUCGUGUCAGCCAAUUCAGACAGUGGAAAUGUGGGUGUUUUUCUGGGACUAAGCAAUGGUACUUUUUCCAAUCAAACGACAUAUUCGACUGGGUUCGAGUCGUUGCCAAUUGCGAUUACUAUUGUUGAUUUGAACAAUGACAGUUAUUUGGAUAUGGUUGUCGCCAAUGUAUAUACUGACAAUAUAGGUAUUUUUCUUGGAUAUGGUAAUGGUGUAUUCACAAAUCAAACAACAUUUUAUACUGGUCAUAAGUCCGGCCCAUGUGGAGUCAUCGUUGCAGAUUUCAACAAUGAUAGUCAAUUAGAUAUUGCCGUCUCUCUCGAAUUCUCUGGUCAAAUGGGUGUUUUAUUAGGAUACGGGAAUGGUUCUUUCUCUGAUGUAGACACCUACUGGAUUGACAGUGAAGCUUCUCCAGUAUCAGUCGCUACUAGUGAUUUUAACAACGACAAUCGAUUAGAUAUUGUCGUGUCCAAUAAUGGUCUUGGCAGUAUAAGUAUUUUUUAUGGCAUUGGUGAUGGCACUUUUUCCAAUCUGACUAAUUAUACAACUGGCAGUGGUUCACAACCAUAUUGCAUCGUCGUUAGUGAUUUUAACAACGAUGCUAUAUUAGAUAUUGCAGUUGCCAAUUCCGGCACUGACAAUAUCGGUGUGUUUUUUGGAAAUGUCAAUCAUAGUUUUCAUGAUCAAAUAACUUUUUCAACUGGUAUUGGCUCUGAUCCGGAUGUAUUAGUCGUUGAGGACUUUAAUAAUGACAAUCAACUGGAUAUAGCCUUUGCCAAUUAUGGUACCAAUUCUAUAGGUGUUCUUCUUGGAUGUAUUAAUGGUACUUUUUUUGAUCCAUUGACCUAUUCGACUGGUGAUAAUUCUCAGCCAUAUUUUCUCGCUGUUGGUGAUUUUAAUAAAGACGAACGUCUCGAUGUUGUCACCGCCAAUUUUGGUACGAAUAAUAUAGGUAUGUUCUUUGGAUAUGUUAACGAAGAUUUUCUAAAUGCACCAGCUUAUUCGACUGGAUCCUCUUCUCAAGUGACUUCCAUAGCUGUUGGAGAUUUUAAUAAUGAUACUCGAUUAGAUGUUGUCAUCACCAAUAAUGCUACAAACAAUGUUAAAGUUAUAUUUGGAUCAGGUUAUGGUACUUUUCUCUAUGAUAUAACAUAUUCAACUGGUGAUGCUUCUCAACCAUGUUCCGUUAGUGUUGCUGAUUUAAAUAAUGACCAUCAAUUAGAUUUUGUCGUUGCAAAUUCUGGUAUUAAUACCAUUAGUAUUUUUCUUAACAAUGGUAGUGGUACGUUUUCAAAUCAAAUAACUUAUUCUACUGGUGUUCGUUCUCAACCAUAUUCAGUUGUUAUUCUUGAUUUUAAUAAUGAUACUCAAUUAGAUAUUGCUGUUGCUAGUUAUGGGAGUAGUAAUAUCGGUGUAUAUUUUGGUUAUGGCAAUGGAAGUUUUAUGAAUCAACAGAUAUUCUCUAGUGGUUUUAAUUCACAUCCAUUUGCACUUGCUGUUGGUGAUAUAGACAAUAAUAAUUUAACUGAUAUAAUUGCAACUAAUAAUGGAUAUGGUAAUAUUGAUAUUCUUAUGAAAACUUGCUAA